Seriola aureovittata is the source of this 1836-nucleotide messenger RNA. It is a transcript of the gene tmem167b, whose product is annotated as transmembrane protein 167B. Bases 138 to 362 code for a protein of 74 amino acids. The transcript is spliced from 3 exons. The record is from RefSeq and is a predicted model, not a curated record. NCBI's taxonomy places the organism in Eukaryota, Metazoa, Chordata, Actinopteri, Carangiformes, Carangidae.
AAACCAGUGAAACCGGAAAUGUCAACCGAGUGACUGCGAAGUAGACUGUAUUAUAUCUCCACUUUAUUAUUCAGGAUGGAUUGCUAAUUUAAAGGAAGAAACAGUCAUAUAGCAUCGUCAAAUAGCAACCUGCGAAUAUGACAAAUGUGUACUCGUUCGAUGGCAUCCUGGUGUUUGGGCUGCUGUUCAUCUGCACUUGUGCAUACCUCAAAAAGGUGCCUCGACUCAACAACUGGCUACUGUCAGAGAAGAAAGGAGUGUGGGGCGUUUUCUACAAAGCUGCAAUAAUUGGGACGCGGCUCCACAUUGCUGUGGCGGUUUCCUGUCUGGCUAUGGCUUUCUAUAUCGUCUUCUUGAAAUGAUAGUCAGACUGGACUGGAAAGGACUGGACGGGUGCAGGGUGGGGACGGACUCAUCUCAGUGGUCAUGUACUAAUCCUUGUUGCGGGACACUUCUAGGAUUAAGUGACCGAUGAAACCCCAUUGCCCUGUGGACCCAUGUGAGAAAUACCCAGUGGUGCCCCCUUCUGGUGACUGGGUACAUAACUGCUCCCUUAAUAAUGUGUGUGCACUACAGACAAGAAGGGCAUCCUGAAUCUACUCCACAGUUAUUACAGAGGAGAGAGGCUGUUUGGUUACAUGGUAUCAUUCUGUAGUUGGCUAAUGCUGUUUAUUGUCUCCAUCCACACCCCAUGAUUAUUUAUAAUGAAGGAUGCAGGAUCGAAUGGCAGCGUGUGCAUUAUACCUUGUACCUGUACACAACCUAAAGUUAGCCUAGCUGUAUAUAUUUGGAAAAAAUAUGACCAAUAGAAAUUUGCCAGAGGUUAUGUCUGAUCAAACUGAAAAUGGAUCAAUACUGCUUGCUCCCAGCUAUGCUAUUUUUUCUGUAUCACUUCUUCUGUCAAAGGUGGAGGGAAAGAUAAACAAAGCUAAUAUAUGAAGAUGUUCUUGUAUACACUAUACAUUACUUUUUUGGAUCUCUUAACUUUUCUUAACAGUGCUGUUUGGCAUCUCCCACAUUUUCUUUAGGUUUGAAAUACACAUUUUAUACAGAUAUGUAUGUUGUAUUUACUUUGACAUCUAAUACUAGAUAACAUGUUUUGAAUGAAUGUCAUAAAUAGUUACAAACUUGGAAUUUAAGUCCCCAGGGAGUCAAAGUUCGAUUGCAAUUGUAAAGUGUCACAGAGAGAAGAGUAAUAACUUUAAAAGAGACAUAUAUCAACAUGUUGUGAAAAUUGGAUGGCUAUAUCAGACUUGACUGAAGAUUUAAAUGCAAUGCCAAAUAGGGAUGGUGCUUCUUAUGGCAUCUAAAUUGCAUACUGUUACUCUGCGUUUAAUUCUGCCACCUUAUUUUUUAUUACUAAAAUAAUUAAGUUGUUUUGGGAGGGAAUGCGAUGCAAUUUUGAGUAAAACCUUGAUCAGACAAUUUCUGUGUUUGUUGUCUUUAUAAAACAAAUGUUAGGUUUCAAGUGACAUAUAGUGCCUAUGCAAUGUAUAGUCCCUAUAAUGUUUUUCAUCUUCUAUUGGUUUACAACCUUGAAUCACAGUGGAUGGAAUUUUGAAUCAGCAGAGGACACACAAAAAAGUAUAAACAUCCUCCAAAUCAAUCCAAAGUACAAAUCUGAAAUAAUUGCAUUGAGCCUAUGGUAUUUUGGUAGGUCUUUAUCAGCUUUGAAGAUCUGGACAGUGCAAUUUUGCUUAAAUUCUUCUAUGCUUGAGGUCUGGACUCAGAUUUUGGUUGGUCCUAGUCUCUUUUCAAAAGCCAUCUAUAUGCAGCUUUGACUUCAUAUUUGGUGUUGUUAUCUAGCUUUAAAAUAAAGCAUCUCUCAACAGCUCA